AUGAAGUACGCUGCUAUUCUCACGGCCGUUGCGGCUCUCGCCCAGCAAGGGCUUGCGACCAGCGUCUCCGGCACCCCCGUCGGAUUCGCUGCCUCGGCCACCGGUGGUGGCUCUGCGGCCGCCGUCACCCCGACCUCCACCACUGAGCUGGUCUCAUACCUGGGGGAUGAUGAGGCUCGGGUCAUUGUUCUCACCCAGACCUUCGACUUCACCGGGACGGAGGGUACCACCACCGCCACUGGUUGCGCCCCGUGGGGUACUGCCUCUGGCUGCCAGCUGGCCAUCAACGCGGACGACUGGUGUGACAACUACGAGUCCUCUGCCCCCUCUGUCUCGGUGACCUACGACAACGCCGGUACCCUCGGUAUCACCGUCAACUCCAACAAGUCCCUGAUCGGCGUGGGCACCUCGGGAGUCAUCAAGGGCAAGGGUCUCCGCAUGGUCAGCGGGGUCUCCAACAUCAUUAUCCAGAACAUCGCUGUCACCGAUAUCAACCCCGAGUACGUCUGGGGAGGAGAUGCCAUCACCCUGGAUGACGCUGAUCUCGUCUGGAUCGACCACGUGACGACUGCUCGCAUUGGCCGUCAGCACUACGUCCUCGGUACCUCGGCCGACAACCGCGUCUCCAUCACCAACAACUACAUCGACGGUGAAUCCGAGUACUCCGCCACCUGCGACAACCACCACUACUGGAACGUCUACCUCGACGGCUCCAGUGAUAAGGUGACCUUCUCCGGCAACUACCUGUACAAGACCAGUGGCCGUGCCCCCAAGGUCCAGGACAACACCUACCUCCACAUCUACAACAACUACUGGAACGACAACUCCGGCCACGCCUUCGAGAUCGGCUCCGGUGGCUACGUCCUCGCUGAGGGCAACUACUUCGAGGAUGUCGACACCGUUCUGGAGACCGACUCCUUCGAGGGAGCCCUCUUCUCCUCCGACAGCGCCUCCUCCACUUGCUCCUCCUACAUCGGCCGCUCCUGCGUGGCCAACACCAACGGCGGGGACCUCACCGGCACCAGCACCACGGUCCUCAGCGACCUCGCGGACGACUCCCUCCCUACUCCCAGCGCUGCCAGCACCGACCCUGCCACCAGCGCUGGCCAGGGUAACCUGUAA
Aspergillus saccharolyticus JOP 1030-1 is the source of this 1122-nucleotide messenger RNA. Its product is annotated as polysaccharide lyase family 1 protein. Gene Ontology annotation, molecular function: pectate lyase activity. The record is from RefSeq and is a predicted model, not a curated record. Bases 1 to 1122 code for a protein of 373 amino acids. The transcript is spliced from 3 exons. NCBI's taxonomy places the organism in Eukaryota, Fungi, Ascomycota, Eurotiomycetes, Eurotiales, Aspergillaceae.